Pelobates cultripes (western spadefoot toad) is the source of this 19098-nucleotide messenger RNA. NCBI's taxonomy places the organism in Eukaryota, Metazoa, Chordata, Amphibia, Anura, Pelobatidae. The record is from the annotation of a GenBank genome assembly.
AUGGAGCAGAAGCUGCAGGAAAAACAGUUGAUCCUCAGUGCAACACAGGCAAGCCUGACGGCAGAGCUGCAAAAUUUACAGAGCCUGGGAACACAGCGGGAGAGGGAGCUGUGAGUUUAUUUUGUUUUGAAUAAUAACCUCCUAACCUUACUAUGCUGUAUACAUUGUAUUGUGAUCUGAAAAAAUAAGCCAUCCCCGUACUGUGUCCUGUAUCCUACAGACAAUGUCCUCUAUUUAAUAACCUUCCAAAUGAAUCAAUACUGUUGAAUAAACUUCCCAAAUUAUGUGUCUACAGAUGUCACCAUUAAUGUCUUUGGGAAUUUCUGCAGAUAAAACAUUUGGAAGGUUUUUCUAACCGUAUCAAAUAAUUUCGAAAGCUUAAUAAAUUGAGGCCUCUAAGUUGAUUGCUAUAGGUAUUACAUUACAGAGACUAAUGGCAAUGUAAACUACAUGUUGGUAAUACUUACGACCAAAUGUAAUGUUUUGUAGAUUUGUAAGAACAACCCCCCCCCCCCAUUUGACACUUUGCUCAAUAAUAUCUGGAAAGUAGAGGGCUUUAGAGUUGGUUCAGUUUAAUAUGGAGUGUGGUCAUGCUGUUGGUUGAGUCCUAUGAGUUUCAUAUAGUAUGUGUUUUAUUUAAGCAGUGUGUAUGAAUUGAGAUGCUAUAUAUAGUAGUCUUUAAUAUUCUCAGCUUUACUAAAGUCUACAUCUUUUUGCAUGUAUACAUUAAUCAAUAAAUGUAUUAUUAUUUAAUUAUUGAUGGUUAGCGCAGAACCUCACUGGAGACCUGAUAAAAUUAAUAUCCUGGGUUGGAAAUGUAAUAUGUUAGAUAUGUGUAUGAGUACUUUCGUGUUGGGAAUCCUGGACGCACAAUGUUUUUUAGUUAGAGAAUGCUUAACAUAGACUCCGUGUCAGACUAGUGAGCAGUAAAGGAUAUGUAAGGUUGACAGCUAUACUAAUGCUCCAGAAGUAUAUUUUAACUUGAAAUUUUGAUUACAGAUAGACUAAUGAAUGAAAUGGAUAAGUUCAGGUCAAUGAGAUUCCUCGGUUUAGAGUGAGAUUAGGCAGGUGAGCUAGAUGAUCAGUAAAGAGGACCAUAGUGUACAGCAGAGAGAAUACCAGGAGAUAAGAUGUGAAAUGUCAGAAGGUGGCUGCAAAGCUUAGUAAGCUAUUCUGAUUUUAACUGUAAAUUGAGAAUAGUGGUCAAAUUGUGUUUUUGCUGAGACAAUAAUUUGUACAGUAGAAUUUAAAAUCAAAUAGAAAUUUAAAAUGAUUAGCAUUGGAAUAUUAGUUGAUAUAAUUCUCCAAUAUGAGGUUUUCAGAAGUGAUGAUCCUUCCACCUGACUACAAAUUAAACCUCUCUUGCACUGCAUUUUCCUGUAUGUUACUAACUCUCCCACAAUAAUUACUAAUUAGAGAGGCCCUACGUGCGGAGCAUACUGAGUGCCAGAGGAAGGCAAUGCAUGUAGAGCAGAAAUUUGCCGUACAGAAGGAGGUGCAAGAGUCAACAAUUACACGCCUUAGGGGUGACCUGGACUGUGCACUCAGAGAUAGAGCUGCGUUGGAAAAUGAGAAGUCUGAAUUGCAAGAAGAGGUAGUGCUAUCAGAUAUGUUAAUAUACAUAUGUGCAUACAUCAUGGGUUUUCUCAGUUUAGUCUUACUGAGCACUCACAUUUGAUUGAUCAUUAAAGUGCUUCAUUGUUUCCUAUUAAACUCUGUGAUUAUAGCAUAUAAUAGAUCAAAUUAGGUUAACCGUUGUAUAGUAAGAGACCAACAAAAUAGAACAGUACCAGGUGCAACUACACCCAUAGACAUUAACUGAAGUACCCUGUUUAAGGAUAAGGUAAGUGGACAGUGAGAAACAAACAGAAGAAGGAAUACUGCUCAUGAUCAAACAACUGGAUAGCAAGGUAAAGGUCUUAGGAACUUGGGAAAAGGCAUACUGAACAUGGGAUGAAGACCAUGAUUAGUGAUCAAAAGCCUAAACUCAAGCAUAAAGUAGAUAGCAAACUAGAUAAUACCCAGAAACACAGCAGAGAUAUUUGUAAGGUCAAUAUUAGAUAAUAUUGUUGGGAACCUCAGUAAGAUGUUUAUCUUGUGGGGUUAUGAAUACAACAUCCAUCUCAAGGCACUCAAAUACAGUAAAGGAUGACUAUUUUUAUUAGCAUUUAUAUUGCCCAAGAAUUUUCUGCAGCACUUUACAAUUCAGAAAGAAGAUAUUUGAAGAAGGCCCUGCUCAAAUAAGUUUACAAUUUCUGAAAAUUUGAGGUAGGCAGAUAUAUAUUGUUUGAUGCCUUGCCAGGGAUAUUUAGUGGUGAGGUGGUUUAACCAGGAUUCCACCUAGGUUCUAAGUGACAUUACCACUGCUCAAACAAAUACUCUGCACUCUCGACAAAGGCAUGAAAGGGUUCAAAUGCUCUCUUAUCAUGGUGACAAGUAAAAUCCCAGUAACAAAAUAAAACCAAAUAGUGACCUAAUGAAACCCUUCAAAUUACAUGGAGAAUCACAUUAUUCUUUAGCACUAAAAGAGCUAACUGUUUGUAUUUAUUUUUAUUUAUUUUUUAUAUAAAUACACUUGUUAAUAUGUUACAUGUAUUUUAUUGAAAGUAUGACAUGUAUUACUCUUAUGAUUGAAGGUCAGACUGUGUCACCUGACUGUCACAUAUGUUCCUCAAUUUUACAGAUGGUUAAAAUUCAGGGUAAUUUCCAAGAGAUAAACCAAAACCUGGAAGUAGAGGUGGCUGAGAAAAAGGUAAUAUUUCUGUAACGAGUACCGUAUAGUUACCCCUCUGAGCUCUAUAUCCACUUAAACAUUUCUGCUAUUAUCUAUUUAAUAGUUCACUAUGCUGCAUAAAAUGAAUAUAAUUGAUAUACACCACUAAUCUGAACACGGAACCUCUAACAUUGGGGCUGUAGAAAUAAUAAACACACUUAUCAUAAUAUAUCUGAAUGAACCAAUGUCAAUUCGUUUGGUUAUAAAAAUCCUCCAAGAGCCUAGAGAGAAGGAAUGCUCAAAGGAUAUGGGGACUGGAUGAUGUACUAAGGCAUGGAGCAGAGAUUGUAUUUUAUUCCCAAAAGCUAUAGAGGUGUAAUAAUUGCUCCAUUGCUUUUCAGGGUGUUUAUCAAGAUUCCAAGCUCAUUCUUGGUUUUUUUUGUGUUCCACUCUGUCACUGAUUCACAUUCCUGAUUGGUUUCCUUGGUUUGUGGUUUCUUCUUUGUUGGUAAUUUAAUACUUUAGCGCUGAUAUCUCUAACUCCUAUAUCCGAUCUUCUAUCUUACUAUUUAGUUAGAAUUGGCGUCAGUUCAGAGUGCUUUAUUGGUUCAAGAACAGGAGAACAAGCGGCUCAUGGAGUGUGUAGCAUUACUGGAGCAGGAACAGGUAUACAUAAUGUUCUAAUGUCUUACAUGCAUAUGUGUUGAGGCCCAUGCUCUGUCACUUCCAAUUUUACUUGUAGCUGCUUUCACAUAUGUCAGUUUCACACAUCUUCUCACAACCACAACCCAUUGUCCUGUACCUCCCUGUUGUAUUUUUUGUGCUUUUUCUUUCCUAGCUUUAGAUUGUAAGUUCAUGGGCAGGGCCUUCUACCUUUUUUAUGGGUGUGUUUAUAUUGCAUUGUUUUCCCCAUUGUACAGCGCUGCGGAAUAUGUUGGUGAUUUAUAAAUGCCAGUAAUAAAUAAAUAACUAGCGUGUUCUACGUACACUUUCAGAGAGCAUUGAAGACAACCCUCUUAAAUAUCAUCUAUGUCAGGGCUUAACAUUUUUAUUCGACACCGUUGAUUAUGCUCUCCAAACUCUUCAUCACUCAGUCUCUUUGACUCUGUCGUCUCGUGGCUCUCCUCUUAUUUCUCCCAACGCUCAUUCAGUGUCUCCUUUUCUAAUGAUACCUCCCCAUUUCGUCCUGUCCUUGGUCCCCUUCUAUAUUCUCUUUAUAUUGCCUCUCUCGGCAAACUUAUUACCUCAUUUGGAUUCCACUACCACCCAUACGCGGAUGACACUCAGAUAUAUCUCUCCUCCCCAGAACUCAACCUGCCGUCCUGCAAUGUGUCACUGCUUGCCUUUUUUCCAUCUCUGACUGGAUGUCCUCCCACUUUCUAAAACUCCAUCUCUCCAAAGCUGAGCUCCUUGUCUUUCCUGCUCCUAAUUCUGAUCCUCCUCUUUCGCUCUCCCUUCAAGUUAUUGGUAUCCACUUAAGUCCAUCCUUGCAAGCGCGCUGUCUUGGCAUCAUACUUGAUUCUGGCCUCACAUCCAGUAUGUUGCCAAAUCCUGUAGAUUCCAUCUUAAAAACAUAGCCCACAUCCACCCGUUUCUUAUGCAAGAUGCUACCGAGGAGCUUGUCCAUUCUCUAGUAAUUUCCCGCAUGGAUUAUUGUACUAUAGUCUGUAAGAAUGCUGCCGCCAGACUGAUUUUCCUCUCUAGUCGGUCCUCUCACACCUCACCCCUCUGUCAGUCCUUACAUUGGCUUCCUGUAUCCAAUAGGAGUCAAUUCAAAGUACUAACCCAUACCUAUAAAGCAUUGAACAAUUCUAGCCCCUCCUAUAUCUCUUCACAGAUCCACAGGUAUGCCCCUUCCACUGCUUGCACCUGUACACCCAACUAACGCUUGCAGGACUUGGAAAAAUCUGCCUACCGCCAUCAGACUCUCCCCUAGUCUUCAAUCAUUUAAGAAGUGCCCUAAAAACCUAAAACUUUAGGGAAGCUUGUGGCCUCCCAUACCUGUCUUUUGCUGUCUCCUAAAGGGCAGCACUUUACUCUCUCCUCCAGCUCUGCUUCACUGCCACCUUAUUUGAUUGCUAUUUUCUGUCCUAAUGUGUUUUACACCCCACCUCCUAUAGACUGUAAGCUCGUUUGAGCAGGGUUCUCUUCAAGCUAUUGUUCCUGUAAGUUUUUUGUAGUUGUCCUAUUUAUAGUUAAAUCCCCCCUCCCAUAAUAUUGUAAAGUACUACGGAAUCUGUUGGCGUUAUAUAAAUGGCAAUAAUAAUAAUAAUAGCUAGGACUGUUAAUCUUUAGAAAUUACUUUAAAACUUAACAGUGGAUGGUGCCAGGGAUCUCUAGGCAUCAUACAUUUUUUUAUUUUUUUAUUUUGUUUUUUAAAUUCUUUAUUUAUGCAGUGCAGAUUUAAACUUACAAGCUUGCAUAGACAUUUUACAAGAGCAUAGCCGACAGUAAGAAGGUAGAGAUGUAACAAUAAAUGUAUAUGGUACUGCGCUUUUUUUUUUUUCUUCUUCAAAUAUAGAGUAAAUAAGAAGGCAAGUAAAAAGGAAAACAAGAACAAUACAUGGGAAGCACAGCUCUAAAAAGAGUGCAACAUGCUAUAGAGUAGAACUGUAGUUACAAGAGGAGAAAACAACUGUGUGAUCAGUAUCAAUUAGGGCAUAAGAGCAGAGAGUCCAGACCCCAGCAUAUUUUGUACUUGAAAAAGUUAUCUGAAAACAUGAGAUCAAACUCUAGCAAUCAUAUAAUAAAAUCUAUUUUGCUGUAUAUGAGAAGCAUAGCCUGCUCAGCCAAUGCCCUUAGAGGGAGGGAUGUCUUUGUAGUACUUGAGUCCAUGCAAGAUAAACAGGUUGCCCCACUGGACUUUGGCUACCCCAUUGGUCGCUCUCUCCACUCGCAUCUCCUGCUCCGCAACACCAUGUGGGGGAUAUCUGAAUGAGGUCUCUUUUUGCUGCACCGUGGAGGUGUCAAUAGUGUCAAUAGUGUCCCUUCUAAUAAUUUUCUCUACUUGGGCCCGUCUUUUGCACAAAUUGCUGACAACUCCAUUCCUUCACAUUCCCUUUUGAUGCACUUGCUCUUAGUACACAUUGUCAUGCUUGGUCACAGAAUGUACGUUGGAAUAAAAAAUAAAAAAGUCUCAGAACCAGUUUCUUGCUCAUUCUCUAUUGACUCAUCUUUUAUGAUAGUUUAGAUUUUUCAUUAUUCUUUAUAUUUAGGGCACUGAUGGUUGAGGUUGGCAUCCUAGAUGCUUGUCAAAUAAGUGCUAACUUAGCAUAUAGGGAAAUUCCCAAAUGUAUGAGAUGCCACUCUAAACCCUUUGCUUCCUUGGAAAGGUUUUUAAAUAUUUGGUUGUCUGUAUUCUUCUGGUUACUCAGCAUUCUCGUAGACAAGUGGAAAUGUUACUGAAUGAGCUGAUGGAGAGCAAGAAUAAACUGGCGUAUGAAAAGGGAAAACUACAGGUGAGAUCUUUAACAAAUCAAUGUUAUUUAAGGAUCGUCUGAUUUUACCAUAAACUACAGCUAGGGUACUCUAUAGCAUGGAUGGCUAUCCUUAACAUUUGUAUUUUUGAACACAUGUAGAACUAGCUUUUUGGAUGUCCAGGUUCUCUAGGCAUGUUAAUACAUUUCAGGGUUUUCAUUACAGUUAGAGUACUAAAGAGAUCCCGUAAUUUGCCAUGGUUUAGUCGAAACUCUAGAUGAGCUUACAGGACUUGUGAUGUUUUUAGCUGGUAUUUAGAUUACUUAGCAUUCUAUUUUGUUUGAACAUAUUUUGCUUGUUUCAUCAGAGCACUGUAGAACAGCUAAAGGCAGAGUUACAGUCUCUUGGUGAUGCUAAUAAUGAAAACUCCCAGCUUCGCAAACUCAAUACUGCCCUGGAGACAAAAUACACGCAGGUGAGCAAUAUGCAUGAUUACCAGAACCUUUUGUUAGAAUUUAUUAUUGUGGUAAUAACUGAUGGGAUGCUUCUUAUCCAGGCAAACGCAGAACUUGGAUCUUGCCGGAUUCGCCUACAGAGAGCAGAAGCUAGACUUCAGCAGGUAUGGAGUACUGGAAAGUCAGUCUCUUUCAUCAUGGAGAUCACCAAAGUCCUACUAAUGCCAUGUGAUAGACCUGUGUAGUAGUCAAAUAAUGUAUGUUUUUUUAAAAAUGCUUGAGUUGUUUAUACAUGUUGUUAAUGGAUGCAGGCUCAGUCAGUGUUACUUCGUAAGGAGGAAGACUUCACACUUGCUAUUAAGGCCAGGGAUGAAACUCUGAAAGAAGAAACAAGAUUGAGAGGGCAGUUGGAAGUUGCAGAGGAGAGAGAGGAGCAAAAUGUGAGUAUUCCUCCAGUCUAUUUUUUACACCUUUCUUUCCAUCCAAUGCAGCUUAUCUUGUAUCAUUGUAUUUCAUUUCACUUUUGGUAGCCCCGGUGUUUUCUUCUACCUGCUGUGUAUUAUAUCCAUUGGGAUUGGUUUUGUUUUAUCUAUGCUGUGUUAAAUAAAUCUAACCCGUGCUUCCCUGGUUUUGCAUACUAUAAUCUUUGCAAUUACUUUUUUAUUUAUUUUUUUAUUUAGUUUUGAUCAAAAUUCCAAGCAUAACAUAUUGUGCACAUAUAUAAAAUGGCAAAAAAAAUAGAGUUGUAGUAAUGGCUAGAUAAUAUGUGAGGCAACAUUAAUCUUCUAAAGGAUUGCUGUCAAAACAGCAUUACAGUAACAUUAAAUCUGCAGGAAUAAAGCAAAAAAGUCAGUUUAUGCGAUAGGAGAAAAAUCUUAUUGAAAAACACUUCUCGUCCUGUAUUAGUACAUUUAACAAGUCAAGUAAAAGAAAAACUAUGUGCUGGUACUGCUCAGGGCACAAACAAAAGUGGUUGGUAUAUUCCAUUGUAACAUAAGAGUAGGCAGCUGAGAAUCCGUGGGUAAUCCCACGUAUUCCAGUAUGUUGGAGCAUCAGAAAACAUGGUGAUAGUAGUGAAGUGUCCAUCUUUUUCAGCUUGGAAAUGCUGAGAACCCCACCCGUAUGAUACCUCCUAGUCUCAUAAGAUCUUUGUAAAUGGUUGAAAUGCAUGCCUCCAUUGAACCCUGUGCUAGGAUAAGUCUCAGAAAAUGAGCUGUGACUCUUCAAAAACAAUGGAAGGCAAUUUGUUCAGGGAUUUCUACAUAAUUAUUUGUAGCCUUGCUGCAGCUCCCGAAUAGCUUAAUCAGUGGCAGUCUGUGGACAUGGACCCUCAGGUCCUCCUCCUCUACAACUAUGCACCCUGUCAGUGCUGCCACCUGGUACUGGAUGAUCGCCAUCUUGUGGAUGUCAUUAAAUAGAGCUCUAAUGUCAGCCUCAGUUAAUGGAGCACUGUCAUCAGACAUUGAGUUGUAAAGGUAAAAUGUCAAUGGCCAAAUGAGCAUCUUCCAUAUCCUCCUCCAAGCUGGAGUCAUCCAUGUAGGACAGAGUCGGGAUUUGGCACAUGCCAUUUUAUGAAAUGGAGACCCCUGCAUCUGCCUUAUCAGCUUCACAUUAUCUUGAGAACACAGAUCCAGAUCAGUCCUAUGUUUUUUUUUGUUUUGUUUUUAGAGUGCAGACCCAUGACUCACUGAAGAUGUGAGUACACCUUAGGUAAAAGAUCAACAGGAUUUGUAGGAAUCUUAGCGUUUUGUGGACAUGCGUUUAGUUUGGAUAUGCACUCCUUUGCAAUUUUAGUGUCUCUUUAUGGUUUGGUCAUUAAUUCAAACUAUUAUUGUAGACUACAUUCAUCUUCCUAUUUGUUUUCCUUCCAUCUAAUGCCCACAGUUUUCUCCUGUCACCCUAUUAUAAUGCACAUAUAAUCUGUAAAAUGUAUAGAUGUCGGCCAUGCAACAGCAGUUAUCCGAAGUCCGAGAAGAGAGGAACAGGAUGUCCAGUAUGUUGGAGAAUGUGGUGACCUCACAUACACAGCUCCAGCAAGAUCUAGAAAAGCUGCAGACAGAACUUGGACAUAGGGACUCCAACAUUGCUGCAUUACUCAAAGAGAGGUAAGAUGCAGUCAUAAACUAAACUUGGACUAGGCAGCACUUCAAUCAAAACAUCAGUAUGUGAUAAUUGGGUUCCUUGCUCCCAGUGUAUCCUUUCACAUCUCUGUCCGAUGUCACGGGUCCCAGCUCUUGUUCCAGUCAAAUGCUUUAUAGAGAAGCAUUUGAUUGGAUCAUUUCACCAUCUCAGAGUGCAUGCAUGUGCUCUGAGCCGGGUAGAGAAGGGAGGAACUGGGUAUGGAAUAAAGGGAAGGUGACUGCCUCCCCUCCCUAACCCCUCCAAAAAAAAACAUCAAGGCAGGAGGGUGGCCUGCAAGUGAUAAGCUCGUUAUUUGGCAAUAGUGUAGGAUACCUACAGAGUUUUAUUUCUUUAGGCAAGGAUACAACAGGAGUAUUUUGGAGAGUGGAGCUAGUAAACGUAAUUAUAAUAUUAAGUCUAGCGGAUCGAUGGGUAACAUCAACAUCACUGUUUUACAAUAUUAAGAGCUCAUGUCUAAUUCAACUUGCCAAUUCCUUCAUAUUUGUUCUGUUCUUAACAGGGAUCACUGCCAAAAGCAAAUAAAGACACUAGAGGGUGAGCUGUCGGAGUACCAGGCAAAGCUACAGUCCAUCGAAUCCCAGAAACAUGCACAGGUGCAUAUAGUGUAAUUUGUAUGAUGCAGAUGCAUACAUUGCUAGAUAGUUGGAGUAUGGUUAUAACUUUGCAUGCCAUAGAUAGAUAAAUAGGUCUGCUGAGACAUUUGAUUCCUUUUAAACCGGGUUAUAACUGCAAAUCACUUGUCAGUUCUCCACAGGAUGGUGGGGGAGGGGGGGGAAAGGAGACAGCUAUACUUAUUUGCUAUACUCUCUGGAGGAGAGCGCUAACCACUGGGAGCUGGAUCCAGGGCUUGGGUCCAGGGUGGGAAGAGGCGGCGAGACCCCAGCCAAGGUGAAGUUCUUAUGGUGUCCUGGCUAAGUGUUUAUGGUACUCAGUGAUAACUAGGAAGCGUGUUUGAAGGAGGUAUCCAGUCGAGGUGCCAGGCGGUCUGCCACUGGUUGGUUUUACAUACACUAGGAAAUUGUUAUUUAAAAUGUUUGGAGGAAUUAUGUAGUUUUGUUGCUAGCAUUGUUUUAGGAGGAAUUAAGUGUUUGUACUGUUGUAGGAAAUUGGGGUGGGGGGAGAAGAUUGUAGGAAUGGAGAGUGUUUGUGCUGUUUUCUUGUCUGUAAUUGUCCUUGUCUGAGUUCACUUCCCAACCUGCCUUUGUUCCUGAGAAGAUUGCACCACUGCACAGAGCUAUGGAGGUGGCACAUGAGGAUAAUAAGACACUCGCACAUGCUUUGGAGCAGGCUCUACAGAAGAGCUCCAGCCUUCAGAUCCGCUUGAAUGAGCUGGAGAAGGAUUUGAAAAGAAAGGAGUUUCAGGAGCAGCAGAUGGAAAUUCUUAGGUACUAGGUUUAUAAAGUUAUCUGUAAAUUUACCCAAAUGUGUGUGUUACCGUACACGCAGCUCAAACACUAAAUAAGUGUCAUGCAAAUCUAGUGUUUAUCUAUAUACAAGAUAUAUACAUAAAACUACUACUAAUAAAUGUGCACACACUAAUGUAUGGUGUAUAUUAUAAUUACUUAGAAUAUCAUCUAAAACUCCUGGAUCUGUGUUAAAAAUAAACUUCUAAGGCUAGUAAGUCCUGAGUGGUACUCUAUCAAUCUGUGUUUGUGAGUGUUCAUUCAAAUAUUUAUUUAUUUCAUUUUUUCUCUCUCUCUUAUUUACAAUAUUGCACUUGGUUUGUUUAUGCUUUUAUGUUUUGUUUUUUUUUGCACAAAUCCAGGAUAUAUAAGCAAGUCUAAUAUUCACCAUACAUAAGUGUGUGCACAUUUAAUAUUAAUUAUUUAUUUUUGUUUAUAGAGUAACGCUGGAUUUUCAUGUCACUUAUUCAUUGUAUGAGCUGGGUGUACUGUAAUACAGAAAUCGUGUGUUUUUUGCGCACCAUUUUUCAGGUUUUUUUGGAUUUGGUUUGCCAUGAAUUUUUAGAUGGUUUCAGCACUAUAAGCACUGUGUAAAAUUGUUUUAUAAUUAUACGUUUUUUUCUUCUAUUUUGUUUUUACACUUUAUAUUUGCACUUUUUGUUUAAGAAACACUUUACGAUCUUGCACAGUGCCACUUUAUUAGGUUUUUACUAUUUUAUCUGUAAAUUUGCAUCAUAUGUCUUUAUUGAAAGAGGGCCCUUUAAGUCUUAACUUGCAAAUGGCUGAUUUCUGCAGGGCACAAGCUGAGGAAGAUAUCCAUAUUCAACAACAGCAGUAUGAGGAGCGUAUCACAACACUGAAGAAACAGCACUUGGAGGAAUGCAAAGAGACUAAGAGGGCAGCACGGCGAGACAUGGCGGAGGUAAUGGGGAAAGAGGUACUUUAUAGGUCUAACAGAGCAAUAUGGCACAAAUUGAGUUAACGGAAAAUAUGUCUUGAAACUUGAUGUGUAUUUUUUGAUAGUAAGAGAAAAUAAGAAACAAUCUAAACACCAAGACAAUUGUUGCUUAAUGAAGAGGUUUUGGUGUAUAGGUCUCACUGUUCAAUUAUUUGCCAUAUAGGAGUUAAAGGGUUACACCAACCCUUUUUAGCUAUUACUAUUUAUUUAAUGUAGGAUGCUCUAUUGGGCACUAUUCACUAGGUCCCCCUAGUGACUUUGAAGCUUGCUCUUGCAGGCAUGCACCCAAGGCUACCUGCAAGACUUUAAGCUGCCCAGGUUUGUUUCCAGUGAGCUGUGCUCGCUGAUGGCAGUCAUAAUUUUGCACAGAUUUAACAUUGUGCAGUGCAAAGUUCAAGGCUUCUUAAGUCAUGUGUAACUAGCUCCCAGCACAAACCUGCAAAUAUCUCUGUAGGUGCAGCCUUUCAAGCUGAAACACUGCAUAUACAGAUUCUACUACCAUGACCAUUUAAAAAGGCAGAAGUGCUCAUGAGCAAUCCACGGACUCUGAGCUAUGCACAGUGGGGUAUAGGAGAGGAGAGGCGGUCUGCCCUAGUGUGGAUAGUGGGUUUGGUAUGGGAUGUGAAUGUUAUGUCUGUAACGGAUAUGAUUAUUACCUCUGAAAAUCAGCAUGCUAUGUCAAUGCUAACAGUUAAAUAAAGAAUUUUAAUAAAUAAAUAAAUAAAUAAAAAGGCAGAAGUGGUCAUGGUGGUUGGAUUAAUCGUUUAGAUCAUUAUUAGCAUUUAUAAAGGGCCAACGUAUUCUGCAUCGCUUUACAAUUAUAAAAUGGGAAUAUUUAGCAACAAGUAAUUUACAUACAGAAUAUACCACUACAAGAGGUAAAGAAGGCCCUGUUCAAACAAGAUUACCAUCUAUGAAGAAUGGGUAAAGACACAGAAGAAAAAUAACAGCAUGUCAGAGGCGGUAGGGGUUAAUGGAUAAGUGAGCUGGGCUAUGAUGGCAAGGGAAGUGAUGAGGGCAGUAAUAUGAGAGAUACAUCACUCAGGAAGAUGGUAAGCUUUCCUGAAGAGGUCUGUUAUCAGUGACUUCUUAAGGACUGGAGGCUAGGGGAGAGUGUGAUGGCAUAGGGUAACAAAUUCAAAAGAAAUGGGGCAGCUGUUUAUAUAUUUUUUGUAUUUGACCCGUAGAGUGUCCCUUUAAGUUAAAAUCUACCUUUAAUCCAGUGCUGGGCGAAGUUCCUGAAAAUUGUUUCCACGUCCCGUCCGUUUUUAUGCCAUGUUUUAUGCCAUGUUCUCAUAGAGAAGCAUUUAAUUGAACCAUUCUCACAGACUGAGAGCACAUGCACAUGCUCUGAGACCAGCAAGGGACAUUCCAAACGUGGGAUGGAAAGGGUUGUGGGGUCAGAUAGAUGGAUAAAAAAAAACAAUGCUCUCCAUUUCAAUUUGUUGUUACCUACCAGCAUAACAAACAAACCCAAACCCUUGAAAAUCAAAAAAUUUAAGUGGGUUGGAGAUAGACCUAUGAAGGUCACAAUGAUAAAGAAGGGGUUAGGGGUAAUGGUUUAAAGUAUGCCACAUUUGGUAGCUGUGAGGGGGGGGGCAUAAAAAUUGAUUAUUGCCUACGACACAAAGGCCUUGUAUUAUUCACCCAGCAUGUAACAAAGUAUUCAUCUGCCAGUGCUUGAAAGCAUUUAUUUAUUUAUUUAUUUUAUUCCCCAAAGUUAAAGAAAGUUUUAGAUUGUGCUACCGCUAAGUCAGCUGAACUGUCCCGCACAAAUAGAGAGCUCCGGAACAGUAAGUCAGAACAUGAGAAAACGGUGCUGGAUCAAAAGAAUCUGAUACACAGUCUGAGAACCCAGCUAAAAACUCGGCUAGAAAGUAAAGCAGCCCACAGGGAAACUGACAGGGUUCAAGUGAGUAUCCAAUGCAAAUGUAAAGGAGUAAUUUAUAUAAGAACAGAUGUACUGUUUACGCUCAGACACUUCUAUAGUAGCUGAUGAAUGUAUUUGUUAUGCCUCCUUUGCCAUGGAGUAAUGAUUAUGUACUGUUAAGCGUUACAGACAGAGAUGUCGCGAACCGUCCGCGAACUUCUCGCGAACGGUUCGUGGCGAACUCCGGUCAGCUGACACAUCCCGGCCAAUCUCCAGCAGACCCUCCCUCCCAGACCCUCCCACCUCCUGGACAGCAUCCAUGUUAAAGCUGCCUUCAACAUGGAUGCUGUCCAGGAAGUAGGAGGGUCUGGGAGGGAGGGUCUGCUGGAGAUUGGCCGGGAUGUGUCAGCUGACCGGAGUUCGCCGUGAACGGUUUGCGGCGAACCGUUCGCGAGAAGUUCGCGGACGGUUUCGGGACAUCUCUAGUUACAGACAGUAUAGUGUAUAUCUUUUUGUGGCCGAUCACACAUAUAUAAACAGUCAGUUCCUGAAUUUCAUGUCUUGAAAGCAGGAAAAUAUGGGCAAGCGAAAAAAUCUGGGUGACUUUGACAAAGGGCCGAAUUGUGAUGGUUAGACAACUUGGUAAGAGCAUCUCCAAAUUAGCAAGUCUUGUGGGGUGUUCCCGGGAUGCAGUGGUUAGUACCUAUCAAAAGUGGUGCAAGGAAGGACAACCGAUAAACCCCUGUCAGGGUCAUGGUUGCCCAAAGCUUAUUGAUGCACGUGGGAGCAAAGACCAGCCUGUCUGCUCUGAUCACACAGAAGAAUUGCUGUAGCUCGAAUUGAUGAAAAACGUAAUGCUGACCAUGAUAGAAAAGUGUCAGAGCACAUAGUACAACACAGUUUGAUGGUCCCUAUCCACUGCCAAAGCUCCUUCAAUGGGGAUAAGGAAGUAUUUUGCUUGGGUGAAAGUGUGUGGCUAAAGAGACAGAAUUAUGGUGCAACGUUCUGGAAAACAUAUAUAUAUAUAUAUAUAUAUAUUUAUUUAUUUUUAAUGCAAAAACUAUAGAAAUUUGAACGUGCAAAAAAAAAAAUACAGCAUAUUAAUAAGGCCAAAACCUAUCAAAUGCAUUAAAGUAUUAUUGGUGUUCCUUUAACCCCUUAAGGACACAUGACAUGUGUGACAUGUCAUGAUUCCCUUUUAUUCCAGACGUUUGGUCCUUAAGGGGUUAAGUUGGCUACCAUGGUGACCACACUUGGGGUAUUAUAUUUCUUUCAAUCUAGAUUAAUGUUCUUUUGUCUGCUAGUUGCUAGAGGCUGAACUGAAACACAUGAAACAAGUGAAAGCAGAAUUUGAGAAGAGCAAUAAGGAGCAGGUGAGUAAAUUAAAUGGUGAUAUUCAAGGAGUAAAUAUAAAACAGGAAAGUAUUAGCGCUAUUUGAGUGAAGUGUCUUUUAAUUUAUAUAUAAUCUGAAAAGCUGCUAAUCACCGUGAGAAUCUUUUAAACAGAAGUGGUGGAAAACAGUAAGGAAUACCGGUGCAGCGCUUAUGUGUAAAACUGAAUAUGGAAAGUUUUUACCCAAUUUUUUCUUUCUACGUUUGUCAAUAAUUUCUUGUUAACCUUUAGGUAUAGAAAAUAGUAAAUAAAUUUAUGAACAAAUGCCAAAUGGCAACUCACAAUUUUCUGAGCUAUUAAAUCUAGCUCAGAUUUUGGCGCUUUAGGAUCCGUAUAGGCGACCCUCUCCUUUCUUUAAUCCAAUCCUAUAUGGAUACAGGAGGGAGUAUAUAGUGUAGUACUGUUUAUAUUAUAAUAAAUCUAUGUAAAUAGUAGAUAAGGUACUCACAAACCCAGAGCCGAUCUACAGGCUCACUUCAAUGCGCAUAUGUCGUUUAAGGACCACACUCCUUCUUUAGGUUAGCAGGAAAAAGCCAUAAGUGUAUCAAAAAAUAUAUAUAUCAUUUAUUGACUAUAAAACAUAAUUUAUUACACACUAUAAAAAUUCUUAUAAAAAUGUAUGUAUAUAUAGUUAAACACUUAUAAGGCUAAAAAGUCCAAUAGAGUCCAAAAAAGAGUUUUCAGUGCUCACUUCUCCUCCAGAACGCAUUUCGCCAGAUGGCUUCUUCAGCUGGAUAAAUUCUGUGAUCGGUGAAAAAGUGGAGCUAGAACAUUUGAUUGGUUUCCAGUGAGACUUCUUACUUUUACAAAUCAACAUGUUAAUAACCAUUUCUAACAAUUUCCAUAAAGUCCAAUUGACUGCCUAUAGUAGAAGUAUGCCUAACAUGUUGGAAAAAUGGAGCCACCAACAGUAAAGUUUUCAUCCUUUUUCGUCGUCCUAGUCAAAGCUCAUAGAAGAGUUCAUGGCUGAAGUUGAAAGUCUACGCAGAGCUAUAAAAGCAUCUUCACAGAAUGCAGAAGGGACGGCCCUAUGUAGCCAGCUGGAGACAGAGACACAGCUUAGGAAGAAGUUGGAAUAUAAAUGCAAGGUACUUCCUAGUUGGCCUAGUUAGAAAGUAAUGGCUUUCAGGGUUGAGAGCGAUGGCGUACCUAGCACUGUCGCAGCUGUGACCGGGACCGUCACUAUAGGGGUCCGGCCUGGGCCCUGCGGUCGCUGAAUGAUUGGCGGGAGGGAAGCUCUGUACUGUGCUGCUGCCCUACUGCUGGUCUCUCUAAAAGAGCACUUCCUGUCAGACUGGGUACCGCUCGGCCAUGCUACACAGUCAUAAGGUACAGGAAAAGAAUGGGGAGAGAGGGAAUGAGGGCUGGAUGGAGGUCUGAGUGAGAGAUUGAGGGCUGAAUAAGGGGAAGUAAGGGGGCUUGAUGAGGUCAGGAUUGGAGGUGAGGGGGUUUAAUGAGGGCUGGGUAAAGGGGGUUGGUGAGGGGGGUUAUUGAUGGCUAGAUGUAGGGUGAUGGGGGUUAAUGAUGCCUGGAUGGGGGUUGAGGGGGGUUAAUGAGGGCUAGAUGGGGAAUGAGAGGGUUAAUGAUGGCUGGAUGGGGUGUGAUGGGUGCUGGAUGGGGUGGAAGUUAAUGGGGGAUGAGGAGGUUAAUGAGGGCUGGAUAGGGGGUGGGAGUAGGAGUGAGGGCUGGAUGUGGAACGAGGGGGAUUAAAGAAGACUGAAUGGGGCAAAUAAAGGGGUGGAGAAAUUAGACAAAUGGAGUGGCUGGCGGAAGGAGACAAAUGGAGGGGCUGGGGAGGAGCAGAGAAAUUAGACAAAUGAAGUAGCUGACGGGGAGAGAAUGAGACUUGUGCAGGGUCUGGGGGGAAGGGACGGAGACACAUGGAGGGGCAGGGGAGGGAAAUGAGACACAUGGAGGACCUGGGGGAGGAAAUGAAAACACAUGGGGGGGGGAAAUCAAUUUUUGCACCGGGCCCGGUGGUUUCUAGUUACGCCUCUGGUUGAGAGAACUGGUAAAUAUUAGCAUCUGCUUAAACUUUGGGUAUAUUUUCUUUUAGGGCCUUCAACAGAGAGUUCAAGAACUGCAGGAGGAAAAAAACUUAAUUGAGGAAAAACUAAGAAAGGCUAGUGUGGAGUCUGAGCAAGUGAGUAUAUAGUUAUUAUAAUUGUAUUUUUUUUUUUUUUUUUUUUUUAACCAUGGAAACCAGUUGAGUGAUUAUUUUAAAACUUUGCUGAUCUAUUAAAUUGCUGCUACCAGCAAAUAAAAGCAGUACAAUAUUUCCAUAACUCCUCUUACUGUGGAGAUACUUUGUGAAAAAUAUUCUUUAGUCAAAAAACAUCUUGCUCUUACCUAAUAUACAGUCUCAUUACAAUGCCCUUUGACUUAGGAAAUCUAUUUGCAUCAUGGGAAAUAUUUUACUGAAUACAUUAAUACAGAGAAAUACUAGCAUCUCUAUGCACACAGACUCUCCCCAUUAAAUGUAUUUAUGCGCCGCUCACCUAUUAAAGCUGGAGCUUUGGUUAAAUAUAUUUUUAUUCACUAACUGCAAGCCAAAGCACUGGUAGACCUCUGAUGUUUUGUUAUGUAACCUCAGUCUCCACUCCAUGUAUUAGUCAUGAGCCAGUCCCUUUAACUGCUUUUCUUUAGUUGUGUGGACAGGGCACUUGUGUUGGGUGCUUAUGCUCACUAUAUAACUCUUAUUUUUGCUAGUAGGCUGACAUAUACAAUGUAGAACCAUUUCUAAUGCAUAGAAUGGGAAAACAAACUUACUGGAUUUUAAUUGAUUAGUCCUACACACAUCUUCUGUUGCCUUACUGAAUGGACCCUAAACUGAGUGAAAAACCCCUCCAAUUUGCUAUUUUAAUUUACAUAGCACAGAACAGCCUGAUAAUACAAUUUCUGUAUUCACUUAGAUCAGUCGUAACCUGGAGGAAGCUCAUAGUUGGUUUCAGUCCCAGUUUGAGGAACUUCAGCUGGAAAAUCAAGAGAAGAGGCAGCAGGACAUCAAUCAUUCUCCAUUGAAAAGCACACUGGUAAAUUUGUGUAGAAGACACGUGUUUGCUGACUGUCACCUUCUAAGAUUUGUUCUGCUCCAGUUAUUUUUAUUUCUGGUGUACAAUUCCCUCUUUCUAAAUCCAUUUGCUUAGCAUAGGAGCAGGCUAUUAUUUCUGUUCUUGACAAAGUACAUGUAGAACGAAGCCAGUAGAUCACUGGUGCACAGUGUGAAUAUCUCCUGCUUCUAAGUGAGUUAACAUACCUGUUGUCUGUUUGCACUGAAUAUAUUUUAAAAUAUUUGAUAAUUUACGGUUUUAAUGAAGCCGCAGCACUCAUGUACCAGUUUGACAAACUGUAUAUAUACGCUGGCUUGGACCUCCCUAACAAGUCCUACUUGGAAUGGGUCAAUUUUUCAUCAUGAUUAUUUAGCAAGAUAACAUUGUUGCAAUAGUUGAAUAAGAAGGGAAACGAGCAAGUGAUUGAAGCCACGAGUUACUUUUAUUUGUCUAAGGCAUUUUUUUACAUCUCCCAGGUUGAUUCAAGAGGAAACAAUAUGGAAAAUCUGCAACGCUUACCUUAUUCAGCUGUAAGCCAUUUUGAGACCAAAGAGAAGCUGAAACUGAUCUCUAGAAAUUACCAAUCUAAAGAAGCAAACAGCAACCCUACACGGACAGAGUGUGACAUGCCAUCCUAGUAUUGAGCGUUGCUAACAUCUAACGUAGUAAUGAAUCAGGCUUGUUCGAUCCCCAGAACUCUCAGUCCUCAGAAUAUUCACUUUAAGCACUAAACGUAUAUGUUUCUUAAAAGUUUACUAGAAAAUCAAACAGUAAUUUGAUAUAGAUGUGACAUUUUCUGAGUGGUGGAUUAAUGCUGAAAAGCGGUUACAACAUUGGUAUAGAAGCCUUGGAAAAUGGUGCAAAACAAGGUCUACAUAACAUGGUUUAACCUUUGGGUUAAUAGAGCAAUACUGUACUGUGAUACAUCAAUGGAAACCAAUCAUACAGAAAGUUUGCCUCUUUCCAUAUUGUAGAUAGAUAGACAGACAGACAGACAGAUAGAUAGAUAGAGAUGUAUGAAUGAAACCAAGAGGGCUGCACUCACCUGAACAUGCAUACAUCAUAGGGUGCUGCUGGGGCCAAUAUAUACAACAUACAAAAUACAGAAUCCAGCGCACUCACUUAUUCACUAAACAAUGAUUUCAAUCUUAGAGAUUGUAAUAGUUUUAUUUAAAAACACCUCACCUAGGCAAAAAUUAAUAGGGGUUUAUUUACAUUAUAUGAUCAUAUAUUGCAUAAGCCUGCCACAACGUCAAUGUACCCCAUUAUUGGCAGGUCCAACUCUAGCAACCUAAUAUCUGUCCUUAUGAGAUCAAUCCACUUACUUGGGAACUACUUCCUGGGACUCUCUGCAGGUUAAGGCUAAAUAGGGUCCUGGAAUGAGGCACCUGUGACAGGGAGGGGUGCAAAACCAAGGAGUUGGCCUGGACUCCCAAAUAUUUAAAUGAAACUAAGAGGGCUGCACUCAAUUGAACAUGCAUACAUUAUAGAGUGCUGCUGGGACCAACAUAUACAACAAAAUACACAAUCCAGGGCACUCACUUAUUCGCCAAACAAUGAUUUAAAAUCUCACAGAUUGUAAUAGUUUUAUAAAUCAUUGGGGGUUGUUUUUUUUUGUGUGUGUGUGUGUGUGUGUGUGUAUAUAUAUAUAUAUAUAUAUAUAUAUAUAAUGUGGUAUGCUGUCCUGAUGAAAGCUC